UAAAGGGCGGAGCCAUAUUUUAUAAGUAGACUGUUCCCUCACACAAUCACCUCUAUUUUUAAACUUGGAUCAACUUGUCGGGCGCUACUGUAGCGUGCAACCAAAGAAUUAUCACUUUUAAACCACAGUGUAAGAAUGAUAUCACCAAGAGAAGAUAUUACUGGCAUUAUUGGCGGUGCAGGACCAUGGCAGAGAAAAGUUUUUCUUUUGGUUUUGGUCGCCACUCUUCCUAACGCUUGGCAUAUUCUGGUACUGACAUUUUUGGCUCCUAAUAUUGACCACUGGUGUGGUGGACGACCAGGAGUUUUCCACAAUAUUUCAGCAGAAGAAUGGAAGAAUUUCAGUGUUCCACUGGUGGCAGAUGAAACAGGACAACAGUCGUAUAGCAAAUGUUGGAUGUUUGACGUCAUGAAUGAUACUAAUUUGAACAAUACUGAUAAAGCUCAAAACCGAAGUCUUCACUCUUGUUUGGUGUGGGAAUAUGACCACUCUCAGUAUACAUCUUCAGUAGUAGAACAGUGGGACUUAGUUUGCGACAACUCGUGGCUGAUAUCUCUGAGUCAGUCACUCUACAUGUCAGGCUACCUAGUCUCAUCAUUCGUAACCGGGCAACUGUCGGACAGAUUUGGCCGUCGACCAAUCAUUCUGUUAAGCCUAUCAGUAGGAUCUUUGUCUGGAAUCUUAUGUGUAUUAUCGCCAAGUUUUAUAAUUUUCGUUAUUUUGAGAUUCUUUGUAGCCUUGGGCGUGACUGGCAUUGUGACUUCUUCAUUCGUUUUAUUGUCUGAAAUAGACAAUGGAUUUCAAGGAAAAUUUUACACUUCCAAGAAGAAACAUCGAUAUAGCCACGGUUUACUAGGGAAGAUAAUUCGAAUUUUUUAUCACUUCAUUAGGUUUGUCAUUUCCUUCAUUUUUUUCGGAUUGUCUUUCAACACUAACAAUCUCGGAGGAGAUCCAUUCCUGAACUUUCUCAUUGCGGGUGCAGUAGAGUUUCCAUCAUACUUGGGAACAAUCUUCGUAGUGAAGCGUCUGGGGAGAAAGUUUCCCCUUCUAAUAUCAGUAAUUACAGCUGGAGUUGCUUUGUUGUUGAUUAUUCCAAUUCCUUACGAGCUGGUGUGGCUACAGGUUACAGUAGCCAUGAUUGGGAAGUUAGCGAUCACUGCUGCUUUUGCCAUUGUUUACGUUUAUUCUGCUGAACUUUUUCCUACUGUCGUACGAAAUGUUGGAGUCGGAACAAGUUCAACAUGCGCUAGAAUAGGCUCUAUGCUGGCUCCCUUUGUCAAAGAAUUGGGUACAGCUGUCGACCCUGCUCUGUCACAGGGGCUGUUUGGAGCACUCUGCUUACUAGCCGGAUGUCUUAUUUUAACCUUACCAGAGACCCACAACAAACCCAUCGUAGACACUCUAGAGGAAGAGAAGGAAGAAAAUGCGAAUAGCUAAAUCUUGGUUUGAAAGCGAAAGAUAGUCUUAACACAUCAGUUGUUAAUAAAGGUGAACCACGGCACUAAGUUCUUAUAACAAUAACAGCUAUGAAACAUACUUCUAUUUGAAUGGUAAAGUGUUUUAUCACGACUUUCACGAUAUUUAUUUGUGUAUUUUAAAAAUAAACACGAUUUUACUUUCUGCAGUUCAA
Limulus polyphemus (Atlantic horseshoe crab) is the source of this 1630-nucleotide messenger RNA. RefSeq names its product organic cation transporter protein-like. Bases 136 to 1437 code for a protein of 433 amino acids. The record is from RefSeq and is a predicted model, not a curated record. The transcript has 8 exons. Lineage: Eukaryota; Metazoa; Arthropoda; Merostomata; Xiphosura; Limulidae. Gene Ontology annotation, molecular function: transmembrane transporter activity. Gene Ontology annotation, biological process: transmembrane transport. Gene Ontology annotation, cellular component: membrane.